Messenger RNA from Dermacentor andersoni, 12059 nucleotides. RefSeq lists its product as uncharacterized. Gene Ontology annotation, molecular function: protein binding. NCBI's taxonomy places the organism in Eukaryota, Metazoa, Arthropoda, Arachnida, Ixodida, Ixodidae. The record is from RefSeq and is a predicted model, not a curated record.
GGCCAGUGGCGUUGCCAGGGGGUGGCAGACCGGUCACGUCCUCCCACCUCAGUAAACUAAGCCGCUCAUGUCUUUUGCGGAUUCAGCUGGAUGAAGCAACCGGACGUAACCGUACGUUAACACCAAUCUGCGAGGAAAUCACGUACGUGUACGUGGCAAGUGUACGUGAUGUCACUUACACUUGCCAUGCCUAUAAUAGCCUCUGUAUUUUAUUCAACCUGAGUUGUCUUUCCCUUCCACAACCACCACCAAACAAAUGUUUAUGUCGUUUCUGGAUUAUAUAGUUUCUUUUUAUAUUUUUGCUUACCGGCUCCCAGACAAGAUCUUAAAUAUUCAUUAAAUAUUAUAUUAAAUAGUAAACAGCAGAACACCUGCAUUAUUUUAUAUAAAAAAAUUCAGCUUCAACAAAGAGCGCAGGUAUAUAUUAAAAAAAAAUAGAUGUCUUCACUUUCGCAUUUGGCGCCUUGCGCUUUCUAUCGGCUAAGAGCUGAGAGCCUCGAGGCCAACGCAGCCAAGGUCUGAAUUCGUCUGAAUGAUUGCGCACAUACCUCCUUUCUUCAUAAGCACUUCCCAUAUUUGCCGUAACUGCUCACAUAACAAUAAACUCUUUGUUUUUCAAUAUAUACGGCCUAUAACGAACUGUGCACCGGCAACAGAUAAUUUUUUUCCGCGCUGUGUCCGCGUCUUGCCUCUGUCUCUCGUCCCUUCUCGUGCACUAAAAACAUCAAUUUUUUUUAGUUAACCUUUCCUUUCCUGUUUCUUAUUUAUUUAUUUAUUUGUCUUUCUUCCUUUCCCUUUUUUUUUUUUUUUUCGGACAGAGACGUUUCUUGAGCUCCAGCCACUCUAGCUAGGCGUUGCUCUAGCAGACGACGCGCGCCGCCAUGGUGCGCGAGAGCCGCAUCGAGAUUCCACGGUAUGUUGCGAGAGUUGUUCCCCUCAAGCCUCCUCGCUCUCCUGCCUCCUUGCUCACUCGCUUCUUGCCGGAGGAGGCCAGUGUCGGUCGGCCGCAUGUGUUCCUUGUUUGUGUGGCUCGCUCGCGCGUAGGAUAUUUUUUCAGUGUGCGUUCGUCGUGCUUUUUGGCUGCGUCUGCCUUUGAAGCGUUUGAUGCUGCAUUGCAUGAGUGUGCGUGUGUGUUCCUAUUUCCUUUGUGCCUGUGUUGCGGCAGAAACAGCAGCGCCGAAGCGCCCGGAUACUCCGAGCCGCUCGUGCCCGUACUCACCGCAAGACCUCGCGUUCUGCCGUUUUCUACCGUCGUACCUACGACUUCUGCAGUAUUAGGUACCCACCUUCUAUGGAAUAGCUCGUAUCAACGCCUGGAUGCACAAUUAAGAUGUUCCUGAGGCUACUAUGUUGCUGACGUCACCAGAAGGCUUGUGACGAUGGCGUCUGUAAGAUUGCUCAAUUCGUCGGACCUCUACAGCUCACCGCACCACCUCAACGGCAGUUACCACGGCACCGCCUCGAACGAACGCUCGAGGACGCCCAAGAAUGACCUGGAGGUGAUCGAGACGAGCCACGCGGUUCGGCUGCAGCAGGAGAAGCCGCACCUGGUGAGCCUCGGCGGAGGAAGGCUCAGCACGUCCGUCACCAUACACCCGCUCCCUGAAGGAAAGACAAGAAUAGGAAGGAAUGAUGCUCCAGUACUACAGGACAUUGUGGUUCACGGGCCAGCUGUUGAGGCUGAACAUUGUUACAUCCAGAAUGAAUCUGGAAAAGUUACCCUGCAUCCCCUCGGAAAACUGAUAUCCAUAGAUGGAAUGGCAAUUACCGAGCCAUCCAGGCUACAUCAGGUUGUUCCAUGUUUCUGUUCCACGUCUCCGAAUGAGGAAGACAACUGCUGCAUGAUUUGCAUCGGAAGGUCAAACUUUUUUCGCUUUAACCAUCCUGAGGAAGCCGAGUGUCUCAAGAAAGACCCUCUCCCAAAUGCGAGGCUACCACCCAUGUCUAAUAGCUUUCGUCCAGUAACGGAACCUCCUGUCCGUUUUGUGGGCAAUCCUGGUGCACCUUCCCCAGCUUCAUUUGACAUGGACAACAGUGUCGAUUUUGUCGAGAAGGUCUCAAAAUUCGAGUUCCUCGCCCACAACCGGUCACCACCGGUCGCCUCAUCUGAGAGUCCUCGCUGGUUUGUUCGGGAUGGGAUUAGGGUGUCGGCAUCACCUCCUUCACGAGCUUGCGAGCAGUCGCCUUCCCUGCGGGGCCCUCCGAGCAAGCCAGCUCCUCGCUUCACCCCAACACCUCCCCUGUCAUCCUCGCCCAAGUCACCAAAGUCUCCACGGGUGAGCGCGUUGUCUGGCCGGGCGAGCCCCUUGGUGGCCGGUGGCCGCUGCACCCCCACAUCGCCACGCCUGGGCCACCGUGUAGCCAGCCAUGAGGACAUACGGGCCUGUGAGGUGGAGUUGACUCAACAGCAUCGCAGGGCAGUAGCUGAGCGCUUGCGAGACCAGGAGCAGGAGCGUCAGGAGCGCCAGCGCCUUGAGGAGAUCCUCUCACUAUGUGCCGAGUAUGAGCGCAAAGUGCAGGCCGCAGGUCCCAAGGACAAGAAGCUGCAGAGAAGCCCCCCCUCCUCAGACUCCGGUACCGAGGAUGUCACCUCGCCACCGGGCUCUGGAAGCGAGUCUUCUUCAGCUCCCGACGACACUAGCAAGACAUCUGAGUCCUCCAGUGGGAGUGGCGUCUCGGCCGAAGACGACAAGCCGGGGCUACAGCGCAACGACACUGUCAUUCGUCGGCCUGGUGGUAAGCAGCUGCCAGAGUGCCCUACUGUCGUCAAGCCUGUCCCGGUUCUGGCAGCAAGGCCGGUUCCCGCCCCUCGGUCUCAGAGCAGCCUCUCUGAAGCAGUGCACAAGUCGCCGGAGUGCAAAGCGCUGCCACCGCCUCCUCCUCCUCCCGCAGAAGAAGGGGUAACAGUGGGAGCAGCGGCUAUUUCUGGGAUAGGCACGUCCCCUCCGGGACCAGUCCUGGUCCACCACCAAAACCGCAUCAAGACCAAUGGCUCUCUAGCUCCCACUGAGGUGGAUGGGAAGAGAGUCAACCGCAUGCUGGCAGAUGGGAAUGUCCUGUCGGAUGGGAUGCUUGCUGUGGCCCCCAAGAAAGUGAAUGUCACCUCGUCGGAGGAUGAACUGUCAAACAUCCUUGGUGGAGGAGGAUCGAGGGGUCUGUCCAACCACGCAGGCUCCGGCUUGUCAAGCCCGCGAUCUGAUGGUACCGCCUUGGCUGGUGAGAAGACGCCAGUGCCUGCGUUGGCCUAUCCACAAUCUCCACGCACCCGCAUCCGCACUGUGGCGACGCUAGAACGCUCGCCUGAAGUCUUUGAGAAUCCCCUUGCUUGGAAGGAGCUGGCUUCAGCUCAUGGUGGGAAGGCCCUGACACCUCCUGCUACCAUUGUGCCACCCAUCUUUGAAGACAUACCAGUUCUUAAAGAUUUGCCACAGCAACACUCACUCCCAAGGAAGCUGCCUGAGCGUGGAGGUUCCCUCAACAUCCGCAAGGCUUCGGAAGAGUCCAGAGUUCCUCUGCGAAGGGUGAGGUCAAGCUCUGAUGACAUCAGUCUGUUAAAGAGGCAGCGUGAGGAUUCGUUCCAGCAAAUAGCGAAGCUCAAGAAGGACAUGUUCACUCUAGAAGCCCGGGCUAACGAAGGGAUGAGAGAGCUGGAGCUGGAACAUGCAUUGCUAACGGGUGAGCUGACUGAUGCUCAAGCUUGUCAGAAGUCAGACUUCGCUAUCCUAGAAGAGAUCCAGGAAGAAGAAAGACGACUCAGCCAACAGGCUGACUUAGAUCGGGAACAGGAGCAGCUGCAGCUGGAGGUGUCGCGCGGCCGCAUUGAGCAGUGGGAGCAGCUGACGCAGGAGCUGCAUGAGGUGCUCGAAGAGGCCGGGUCCCUGUCCCGCCGUCCCGAGUUGGAGGAGCGCUACCGGCGCGAGCUCGAGGGGCUUGACGGCGAAAGGAGGGCCUUUGAGGACCUCGAGUUCCGCCAGCUUGAGCGCCAGGCGCGCCGUGAGGAGGAGCGUGAGGCACUCGUGGCACGUGCUGACCGUGUUCGUCAGAACCUGCGUGACCGGCAGUUGAGAAUUCGCGAGCUCUUGGAGCAGCAGAAGACGGUGCAAAUGCAAAUCGAACAGGAGCGGUCCAGCUCUGAGAUUGAGAAAAAGCUUGUACAAACUCAGCUGCAGCAGGAACAACGGAGGCUGGAACUCUUGGACCAGCAGCUGAGGAAUGCUACUCGCACCCCACAGCACAUCUCUUUGGACUCCAGUGAUGACAGUAGCUCUUCCGAUACAGAAAUGGGUUCUACAUUGAAAAUAGGGAGCCAGAGCUCUUGGAACAAGAACAUCCUGCUCCAAGUACCAGAUGCUACAGUGAACAGGCUCAGUGGCAAUGAGUCAAGUUUUACUGGCAUCGAGUCAGAGUCUUCAAGCAUCAUCAGCAGCAGUGAUCUUCCCAACGAAAGCGUGAGCAGCAGCAGCGACGACCGGAGCCGACCUACCAGCGAACACGUGACCCAGGGCAUCGCACAGGUGCAUCAACAUGAGCGCAAUUUGCAGCUGAAUUCUGACGACCGUUCAGGGUUGGUAUCCCGUUCAGGUGAUGACGCCAUACAUCACGAGAUACGCCGGAGAGAAAAACAGAAGGCUCAGAGGCCACUGACACGGUACCUGCCUGUCCGUGGUGCUGAGUGCGACCUGCGGCAGCAUGUGGAGUCUGCGGGUCACCAGGUCGAGCUGUGCCCACAUGUGCAGCUCACGUCAUCCUCCUGCCGUGGCUAUCUGCACAAGCUGGGUGGCAAGUGGCGCUCGUGGAAGAAGCGCUGGUUUGUCUUUGACCGUAAUCGCCGGGCCCUCGUGUACUUCAGCGACAAGAGUGAAAGCAAGCUGAAAGGUGGUGUGCCAUUUCAGGCCAUUGAAGAGGUCUAUGUGGACCACUUACACUCUGUCAAGAGUCCCAAUCCACGUGUGACAUUCUGUGUCAAGACAUAUGAGCGCACCUUCCACCUAAUGGCGCCCACGGCUGAGGCCAUGCGUAUAUGGGUGGAUGUCAUCUUCACUGGUGCUGAAGGCUACCUUGAAUUCCUCAGUGAGGCCGACAUCGCGCCUGCUAGCCGUUCCAGGCACAAGUUCAAGGACUGAACAGUCUCCUUCACUUCAUUGGCCUUGGCAGUGCCAAGGCUGGAGUUCAAGGGUGUCACAGUGUGACAUGCAGAGGAGAUGCCUUGCCCGGUUAUCAUCUAUGACAACUGAAGCCAACGAAGUCCCAGGCUCCUUCUUCCAUAGAGGGAAAAUGUGACAGCUACCCCUUUUGUACUCUGCAUGAUACGCUUGUUCAGCCUCAAGGGAAGCCUACACCAACUAUAUUCGAACUUUGGCAAGGGACAAACCAGCCGACAGAGUGCUGCAUGGUGGCAGUCAUGAGCAAAGGAAGAAAAAUUGAGUGUUCGAUCUUCAGCGAUAGUUGGGCAAACUAGUCUCACAUCAUCAAAAGGAAAACCUGAGCAUUGAACUCGGUUUGUCUGCAGGAGCAUCUGUUGAUUACGUGAGUGUAAGUUUCCCUGUUGUAUACAUUGGCAGCAAUGUCCGUUGAUAUCAUGGAUGUGAAUUUUCUGUCAUGGCACUUGGUGUAAUUUUCAGAAGUUUUCAUGUUCAUAUUUCAGUGUAAAUCAUUUUGUUCUAUGUGUGCGUGUGUGUCUGUGUGUGUUUGUUUGCUUGUUUCUUUUGACUCUUUAAGUUGCUCUGUUUAUGACUUCGGUCAUCCCAUGCUAAGUGUCACUGAAUCAUUAUAAAGAACUACCACAAAAGUUAAAGCUAACCACAUUUUUGAGCUGCGCUCAAUCAAGGUGCGCAUUAUAUUUUGCUUAAGAUUUCAAGCAGCUUGCGUUUUAUUUGCUGCCUAUGCGAAUGUUGCAUUCUGUGAAGUAACUGUUCAAGAUUGAUAAUUUUUUCAGUUGCACUGUAUAGCUUAGCUCCCUUCCAACAUUCAUACAGUUCUCUUUCAUAAGUGCUCAUGACUUGUAGAAUGGUGUAUGAAACCACCGUAUCACAGAUAUCAGGCUCAUUAUAUUGUGUUGCUGCUUGUGCAUAUAAACAUAUCAAUUGGCAUUUUCUUACUAAAAUUUGAUUUUUGUUUAAUUAUGUGAUCGUCUCCCAAUAAGAUGAACCUCAAGGCAUGCUGAACAAACAAUUUGGUCGGCUGUCCAUAUGCUCAGUUUCAAACAAAAUUGAAGAACGUAAACAACUUUCACACUGUCAAAUCCGAUAAGUCUCCAGUGCAACAUACCAAAAUGGCUGGGGUUGCAAGAGCACCUUGUACUGUCAGUGCAUUGUUCUGAACUAAGUGAUAGUCAUCGAAAAAAAGCAAAAGUAGAAAAUGAAGCAAUUGUUUUCACCUUGAGGACAGUGACACUAUUCCACAUCUUGUCACAACAGGAGCAAGGAACAAUAGGACAAUGGCAAAAUGAUCAGGUCAUCAUGGAUUUGGUAGAGCAGUCGUAGCUAAGCUGAGAUAAGCAUAAAGGCCAAACUACAUGCACAUGUGCUGGCGCGCUAAAGCUCGCGCCCACAUGCCUUACGCAUGCGCAGGUGGUGUAGGGCAGAUUGUACGCACCGAAGCGCGGCGGGAGCGUAGAUAUCUUCUCCAGACAAAUAUCGGUGCUCUGGCUGCCUCGCAAAAAUACAAAAUAGCGUCUACUAAGGCGGAAAUGUGAGCCAAGCGCAUGCGUGCUGGGGCACGUCCUGUAGGUUCAAACCACCAUUCCUAGUGAGGCACAGCAAACGCAAGGCAUGUGGGUGCGAAAUUUCGCACUCAGGCAAGCGUACAUGUAGUUUGACCUUUAGUGUUUCGAAGUGAAAACAUAUGAGCUAGGACAGCUGCGUGUACACUAGUUUCGGAAACAGUCAGACUUGCAGUUCCUCUGGCUUGGGCUUUAUUUGCAUCUGAGCACACAUGUUGGGGACACUAAUCCAAUUCUUGAGACACAUUACAAGCUUUCUGAUAAUAAAAUUGAAGAGACUGUCUCAAAAAUUGCAGGAAAACAAAUAACUCCUUCACAGUGAAAGAAGUUUGGUGAUUUAGUGCAGCAAGACUGUGUUGCUACUGACCAGCUGCUGGUAUUAUGCCUGCUACAAAAUGUGCCGCACAUGGCUAUAGGUGGCAGGAACAGCAGUGAUAGUAUGGCGGCGCUACACUGAAGCACCAUAAUAGUGGUUAUGCUGGAAUUGUUUCCUUUGAAAGGAACUUUAGUACUUUAUUACUAGUGAUAACCAUGUGGACAAAACCAUAAGGUGUUGUGGAUUAUCUUAAGCCAAACUUUGGAUAAGCUGAACUAAGUUCGAUGGUCCCUUUGUGUUCACUUUAAUGGGAGACUACUGCGUAAUUUAUCACAAUGUCAGAGUUUUGAUUCGGCAAAAAGAAAAUUUUGUAGCAUUUCUUGCUUUUCCAUUUUGGUGCUUAAGCAGCUGAAUACAACAUUCGGCCCUUGCAACAAGUCACCAUAACUGUUAUACAGUUAUGAGUUACACUUUUUUACAUUCUUACUGAUGCACAUUUAUUUUGCAACAUCUGUGUUCUACAAAUGAGUGCCUUUCUGUUUUGUGAUGUUUACUCUCUUUUUCAACUUAUUUCAUCCAAGGUGUAUGCUGUACUUUCAUAGAUGUGGUUACGUACCACUUAUCAGUGUAGUAUUAGCAUCACAUCUUGCUGCCAUUUUCAUUAUAAGAUUCGAAUUGUCUAACGGCUACUGUACCGUUGCCUGUGUAUGUUAUCAUUUUCUAAACUGUGUGGUUUUUACUGUGGGCAUUUAUUGCUGCUAUUUUGCAUUGCUUAGAGUUGGAUAAAUAACCAGUUUUGCUUUGGAAAUGAAUCCAAAAUAAACUGAGAACCAUAAAUUUUAUUUAUGUUUACUUGUAUGUGCUGUACACCGUGCAGAGUUGCUUGUAUCUAAGUCAGAAGAAGUAUGACACUGACACUUUGCAGUUAUGUUUUGUCAUGUGGAAUAUGUGUAAUGAGGAGUCAUGCUAAGAAUCAUGACAUCAAUUCCCCCAAAGAGCUCUGCAUUGCAUUUCAUUAACAAAGCCAGCGAGCUUUAAACUUCAAUUUGUUUACAUCUUUACUGCUUACGCAAGGUAUGGUUAUGUAGCACUAUCAGAUCAUACAGUUAACUUUUCCAUCAUAAUAUAUUUCACUAUUGCUUCUUGGGCAUUACAUCCUUGCCAGAAAAUUAAGGCAGCUAAGACACAUGAACUUUUACAUAACAGGUCUCAAAGCAAAGUUGCUAAUUACGCAGUUUUUGCCACCCUUGCAGUUACACCAAGCUGAAUCUAUGACUAGAAAAGGAGUGCUUUCACCAUAAAAAUUUGAUGCAUUGUGGUAUAUAUUCUGCUAUGUGCCCUGUAGCAUUACAAUGUUGCUACAAGUGGCCCUUAUCUGACACUUCAAUACAUUGUUUCUGCACCUUGUCUUUCAAGCACUUCAGUCCACCUUUACUGAACUUGCUCUGUUUGGCUGUACAGCCCAGCAGCAUCACCAAAAAUGUUCAAGGUAGCUGCAAGACUCAUUAAAAGCAGUGUACUGACAGAUAGCCAAUGCUCACAUAUCAAGGAGGAGCAUUCGUUGUGGUCGCACAUGGCUGCCAACUGCUGUGUUAGUAGGAGCAUAGUCCUCUGCAGGCACACAGUAGCCUGGAGGAUAGCAGUGCAGCAAGAAGUUAUAAGCCGAGUGCAUGCAGUACACUGCAAUAUUAUGCUGGUAACCACAAUGUCUCGAAGCUGAUUCUACCAAUGGUAUCAUAACUGGUAGCUAGAAGAUUGAAUCUGGUUCAAAACUAUGAUACUAGCAUAGCAUAUUAUUCUAGACCAUAUAUUAUAGAUGACGAUUAGUUGCAAGGUGAUUGUUAAAAAAAUAAAGCUACCUAUUGGCAGCCUUUGGGAAUUUAUUCUGUUUUGCAGUUAUGGCAGCUUUUGUGUCUGCAUAAACCUAGGAGUGCUCACACAAGCAUUGCAUUACGCUAGAGUUCACACCAGGCAUCUGUGUAGCGCUGCUAGAGCACAGCAACUACUUCGUCCGUUUCAAGUGUUUGUUCAAUAUCUUAUACUGACACAAAGAACCCUAUGAAAAAUAUUUUCUGGUGCUGUAUUCCUGCUCUCUAUAUUGCUUUGUGAAUUGCGGUCAGCUAAGCAAGGCCUGUCAGCACACAACUUCACUUGGCGAACAUGCCAUGUGAGUGCAAAGCAGUGGGUGCUCAAAAUUUGUUUACGAGUUAUUCGGACACGACUGUCACAAUUCCAUGAAUAUGUUGCAUAGGGCUGUAAGUUCUUUUUUUUUUUUUUUUUUUGCAAGUUGUGUGAGCAGGUUGGCAUUGUGCGAGAGCCCCCUUAAUACCUACUGCAUACAUCUAAGUCAGAAAAGUGUACAGUACAUCUACUUGCUUUGUCUAUUAGUGGUACAUGUUUAACGGUAGUCAGUGUUUUUUAUUGUUCCUUUGAUCACAAAUGUCAGUUGAUAAUUAGCUUUGUAGAUAGCUUCACAAUGUGGAAACUUAAAAACAGCACUCGAGAUUCAUUGACAAACAUCAACAAAUAGUUUUGGUUUGCUACGUUUGUAAUUGUGAAUCACUGUUUUGUCGGCAUUCUUGGGUCCAGACAUUUAACAUUGUUUUUUGUGUAGUACUUCUAUGUGUUUUUGCCCAUUAAUCAACCUUCAUGAAUCCCUUUCAUGCAGCAGUUAGUGUUGCAGAAAUUUGCACUUUUGAAUCUGGGUGGCACACCUGUGCCCUUAUACAAAGGAGAACACCUUUGAAGUUGUGUUACCACUAAAAAAGCAGUGCAUUAAAGACGUUCAUCUGUGCCAGUCUCAUGCCUUGUCAGCAUGAAACUGCGCCACUUCCAUUACUCUUUAAUGCUGUGCAGUGCUCCAUGAAGUGCAUUUGUACAUCUUUGUGCAUUGUUCCUUUCGUUGUAACAAAGCCUGUAAUGCUUUAUAUCACCAUGUUUACUAUGUGAGAACAUGCUUACAUUCAAUAUGUGCAUGUGACUGAAUGAUUGGUUUGUGUAAUUUUGUGUUCGCAACCUUUCUGCAUUGCCAUUCACUGCAAAGAACUGGCAUUCCUUCCCUUUAAUUUUUUGUUCUUUGUUCUCAGCUUGAGCAGUGAAGCUAGAGCGGUAUUUUCAUGGCAAAUGUAAAGCAAUUAAACCAGCAGCGGUUGAGUUGCCAUGACUACUGCUCCCUGGCUGAUACAGUGCCAGAUAGCAACAUGUGUGCCUUGAGGUCAAUCUUUUUGUUAUUCCAGACCAAUUUGUCCUGUGGUAAAGCAUUUAAGGUGGCAGUAAUAGAGACUUUUAGCUCAGCGGGUUUACGUUUCGCUCCGCUCACGGUCUCCACCGUUGCGCCAGCGGAGCGGCUCGCGAAAAAAAGAGUUUUAGCCCGGCGGAUCACUCACCCACUCGAGCGGGGUAAAGAGCGGGGCGCUCUGCUGCCCCACCUAGUGGUCCGAAUAGGAGUUACUGAGAAAUGAAUUUGAAUUACGCUUGCUUUAUUAUGCAAGAAAUGUUGAAUAAAGAUAUAUUACAUGUUCUCAGUACAUUAUUUGUUAAUAAUAUACUGAGUACUAAUGUACGGGUCAGCGCCGCAGUCGGCGUCGUCGAUGCAGAACUGCCGGCAUUCAUGUUCGCGGCUGCCAUCUUGCAUUUCCCAUACACGCCCGCGCGCGCUUACGCACGCUCGCGCGCUGCGUAUACCCUCCGCUGGGGAGUGCUUUCCAGCGGGCGUAAACGCUGCUCCGUAAAACCGCUGGCCGCCUCAGCGUGGAGCGCAUGCGCAGUCGCGUCUCCGCUCGCCCGCUCCGCUCCGCUGGCCGUAAAUCCGCUGGGCUAAAACUCUCUAAUGGCACUUUGAUAAGUUGAUUCCAGGCAUUUCUUUCUCGAAACCAACAAAUUUUGAUUGCCAGACUUGUAGACCUCAGUUGUAACAAACAAAAAAGAAAAAGGGAUUUUGUGUAAAAGCUACUUCUAUUAAUUGUAGGUUCAGCGUUUUGAUGCUUUAGGCUGCAGGAUGUUGCUUUGUGGCCAAAUCUGCCUCUGAGUGGGUAGUGCCUAAUGGUAAAGGAGACAUAUCUUUCUCUACUCUUACAGCAGCAUCCAAAGUGCUUUGCACAUGGGGCAGAAUUUGUAUAGUAUGCAUUAUUUGCAUGCAUGUUGCACCCAGGGAUCACAUAUACAUGCUUGUAUAAUGGUUCACCUUUGGGAUGGAAUCGAAGCCCAGGCCUUGUGCAUUCCCUUGAGUUUGCUGUUUACACAGCACUUGUCUCCUUGGCAUCAAAAAGCAUUGACUUAACAGGUGCUUAUGGCUGAAGGUAAGAGACCUCUGUGAAUGAUAGCAAGGCACUUGGCUGAUAAUUAUCAUCAUAUCACAUUUCACUACUUGUCUACUGUAACAUUUUGAUACAUUAUCAUAAAAGUGGCUGUUAAUAUUUGCUCUCCCUCUCAUGUGAGCUUUUGACUUUCUCAUGUGUGGACAAGUCUGCAGAACAUUUUAAGUAUAUACAUACAAACAUACCACUUUCAGUGUCUGUUCCUAAGAACGCAACAGUCCAGGUAAAUGCAGCAGGCAGAGUAUGUGGCCCAUUGAUGUACGAGCACCCACAUCUGCUAGCUAGCUCUCGAAUGUUGCAUCACAUGUAUGUGUAAUUGUUGUGCGCCCUUUGUGAACAGUAGAUUUUAGAGCAUAUUACACACUGUUUUAAACAGUUGCUUAGAACCACUCGGGUUUGCAGGUAACUGAAGGUGCCAUUGAUGCUAGACAUUUCUCUUUUUUCAAGAAAUUUAAGUCUAGUUAGCAAGUUGUGGUCACUUUUGUUUGUGUACCAUUGUGGUCCGCAUUGUUAACUUCUAAGUUCUCAGCUUGUCAGUGGCCAAGACAUAGUAGCCCAUAGCUUGCCUACUUUUAUUCGAAGUGUACGUGUCCUCACAUUGAUGUACCAUCCAAAAAGCUUUCUUUCAUUGAGCUGUAGUGUGGUUGAUCACACACAUUUGUUUUGUAGUAGUGCUGCACAUGAAAAUAAAACUUAAGAACUGGUU